Molecule: messenger RNA, 453 nt
Organism: Drosophila sulfurigaster albostrigata
Lineage: Eukaryota; Metazoa; Arthropoda; Insecta; Diptera; Drosophilidae
Product: putative odorant receptor 98b
Exons: 2
Coding region: 1-453 (150 amino acids)
Source: RefSeq, a predicted model, not a curated record
AUGUACACGUUGACCGAGGACUUUUUAAAGGUGCAGGGCACAUAUUUUCGAGUUUUGGGAUUUGACAUAGUCGAUGGCAGAAAUGGUUGGCUGCAUCCGUGUAGAACUACUGUGAUGAUGACUGCAUUGAUUGUAGUACAGCCUAUGAUUGUGGUUUUCGUUCUACAAAAUGUGGAGAACUUGGAUAAUCUAACCGAUGGCAUUGGAUCAAUGCUUGUCGAUCUCUUGGCGCUGUUAAAGUUCAGUAUAAUUAUGUGGCUACAGUGCAUAGAUGAGGUGUCGGCCUCCAUCAUCAGACAGGAGAAUCAAAGCGAGCAACGUGUGAGUGGCAUUUACAAGAACAGCUUUAUGCUAACCGCAAUACUCUCCUCUCUGAUGCCCAUUGUGAACACGAUUAUUUUCUAUUGGCAGACUGGCAAUGUGGAGCUGCAGCUGACCUUUCCCUGCGCGUAA